Messenger RNA from Monopterus albus (swamp eel), 3669 nucleotides. RefSeq names its product FTO alpha-ketoglutarate dependent dioxygenase (gene fto). NCBI's taxonomy places the organism in Eukaryota, Metazoa, Chordata, Actinopteri, Synbranchiformes, Synbranchidae. Gene Ontology annotation, molecular function: ferrous iron binding; broad specificity oxidative DNA demethylase activity; mRNA N6-methyladenosine dioxygenase activity. The coding region runs from base 64 to 2346 and encodes 760 amino acids. Gene Ontology annotation, biological process: RNA repair; DNA alkylation repair; regulation of multicellular organism growth. The transcript is spliced from 11 exons. The record is from RefSeq and is a predicted model, not a curated record.
ACAACUGCUAUUUCUAAAAAGAAAAUAGCUUGGGGCACCAUUAUUCGGGUACUACAACAACCAAUGUUCCUUCUAAUGAAACCGAGGCAGUGUAAACACAACUCCAGGAACAUGAAAAGAUCGGCUGACAGUGAGGGGGAGAAGAGAAGAAAGAGGCGGAAGCUACUCCAGGAGUUGGGAGACCAGAGGAUCCCCUUUCUGGGACCUUCAGAUCGGGGCUUCCAGCAGCUGUGGGACUCUAGUUACUCUGGCCUGGUUCUGAGGAGAUCUUGCUCACUGCCUGCUGAGCUCCAUGGACGGGUGCAGGCAGCUUUUCUCACCCUGAGAAGCAAGGGCUGCCUCCUGAAGGAUCUAGUUCGUGUCCGUGACCGAGAUGUAUUCACCGCAGUGUCACGGGCCCUGCUGGGUGAGCCCGGCCACACCUAUCGCUAUCUGGAAACACGGCUCUUUGCCAUCCCUUGGCACAGUGAGGACACUGAGGCCAAAGGGCAAAAUUGUUGUGACCCAGACUUGAGAGCUGCCUGCAAGGCAUUGUGGGAGCUUAACACCUUCUUCUGCUCCGAUGUGUCUCAGCUGAAGGAAGGAGACAGGUUAACACAAUGCGCGAAGGGGGAGGUAGAAGUCAAACAGGGUGAAGAGGGGGACACCGAGUCUAAACACAGUGAAGACUCCAAGAAUAGUGAAGGAGGGGACUCAGAGUCCAGACAAAGUGAGGAGGGGGACACAGAGUCCAAGCACAGUGAGGAGUGGGACAUUGAAUCAAAACACAGUGAGGAAGGCUGCUCGGGGUCAAAACAAGAAGGAGAGUGGGAAACCGAGUCCAAACACAGCUGUGAGGAGGGCGAGUCCUCCCAGUUGAAACCAAGUGAAACCAGUGUUGCAACAGGGUCCGAACACAGUGAAGGAAAAUGCCCCAGCUGGGCAUCUAAGGCUACCAGUAUCACAGAAACUGAACCUGUGGGACUAGAGGCACAGGAGAAACCUGUGGUCCAACUAAAGCACAGCUUGUCAGAUUACCACAUUGAGGACAAGGAGAAACAGGAAAGUGGACAGGGCUGUUCCAAGCCCAGUCCUCCACAGGUAUGCACUGGUCCAGUCAAGUUCAAUGUCACCUUACUCAACUACAUGGAUCCAGCAGCUAUGAGCCAACUCAAAGAGGAGCCUUACUACGGCAUGGGGAAAAUGGCGGUAGGGUGGCACCAUGAUGAGAACCUGAUCACUCAUUCGCCAGUGGCUGUUUACAGCUAUAGCUGUCACGAUGACAAAGGUGAGAGCAGUGAGGGAGGCAGCGGUGAGAAGUCAUGUUGGAGGAUUGGACUCAAAGUAGCCUGGGACAUCCACACACCUGGCCUAAUGCUGCCGCUGGAGUCCGGGGACUGCUAUUACAUGAGAGAUGACCUGAACAGUACCCACCAGCACUGUGUCCUAGCUGGAGACACUGCACGCUUCAGCUCCACACACAGAGUGGCUGAGUGUUCCAGUGGGACCUUGACCUACAUCCAGUCACGAUGCCGGGAGGCCCUGUCCAACCUGCACACCGACCCAGAGACAGGCUCCCACAGCCUGUUGGCCCUGCUGCCGACAACACUACAGGACUGUGAGGAGAUUCACAAUGAGGUGGAGUUUGAGUGGCUGCGGCAGUACUGGUUUCAGGGCCAACGCUACGCCCGCUUCUGCAGCUGGUGGACCAGACCGAUGGAGCAGCUGGAGAAGGACUGGAAGCUCAUGGAGACCAUGACUAUGCUUUUCCUGGCUACAGUGGAGGAGGAAGGCCAAGCAGGGGAGGGAAGGAGGGAGAUGGCAGAAACCCUGUUGUCUGCCUUGACAGACAGACACCAGCAAAGACAGACAUGGAGAGACAGCGCUGCUGCUCCAAGCCACCUGGAGGCAGGGACAACACUGAAAAGCACUGCUCAGGACAGCUCAAGUCCUGUUCAACACAGAGGUGUGCGGUAUAAUCCCUGGAGGCACCUGGGACAGAACAGGGCCCAGCAAGUCAGGCUGGGUGCCACUCGACUCUGGCCCAGUCAUUACCCCCUGAGCAGGCUCCAGUGGACCGACCCUUCUGGGGUGUGGAUGAUCCCAACAUGCCGCUGCCCUUUGACCUGGCUGACAUCAUCAACCGAGUGGAAUCGCUGCUCUGGAGGAUGUAGAGUAUGGAUAGAUGAAAUGAGGAAGAAGGUCAAGAAAGAAAGACCCACCAGCUUUUCUGAAUGGUCCCCACAUUGGCUGUGGGGACAAACCACUGAAGACAUCUCUGUUGUAAUUGCACCAAGAUUGAUUUCCUUUUCAGUGGGGCAUCUACACCCCCACCCCUCCCACUCCACCCUCCUCUGCCCCAUCUGACCCCAGCAUCUCAGCCACCUUAGCUCGGAUUUGGCUGGAAGGAAACCAGAUUACACUAGAACCAGAAGAGUACUUUGGUAACAUGCUAACAACACCGGCUUAGCAACAAGCUAGUAGUGUUACAACGGUCUAACAAAACAUAUGUGGAACCUGCAGUUCAGUGUUAGCAUUCAUUGUGUAACUAUUUAUUAUUUCAGUGUACUCUGUUACUUAAUCUCACGUAACCCAGUCAUGCUUUCAUCAAUGGAUUGACACAUUCUCAGUAGUCACCAUACAGUACUUACAUAUAUGCUUUCUAUUUAUCACACAGUGUUAUAAUACAGUAUAGAAUGGUAAAAAAAAAGAAAGAAAAACCCAUACUUUGCUGACAUGGUAUUGCAUUCUUCACUUGUGUAUAGUGUAAUCCCUUUUCUUUUGUUCAGAAGUGGACUAAGCUUGGAGAGACCAAAGAAAGAUUAUGAUAAGAAAGUUAUGAAUGCCACCUAGUAAAGAAUAUGAAGAACGCACUGUUUCGUGUUCAUGGUGUGAUGGUGUGCUCAUGCCAUAUUGAUGUGUGACAGUGUGUAUGUGUAUGUUUGUGUGUGUGCAUUUAGCCAUGUGAAUAUACAUAUUAUCAGUCGUUGGCCUGUGUGUUUGUGCAUGUACACGUUCACUCUCCCACAUGUCUACAUUAAGCUGUGCGUGUAUGAAUGUGAUAGUGUGUGUGAGCCCGUAGGCAGCCUGUCAGUUGUUUGUUCUUGAAGAUGUGCAUAUGGAGAAACAGAGACUAGCAGCAGGGCCCCUCUGUCUCUGCUCUGAUGAAAGGCAGCACUGAUAGAAUGACCUGGAACACAACCGCAGUUUCUCAUAAUUACAGCUGCUCAAUCGCUUUUAAUUACUCUUUAAGUGUGCAGAGCACCACAUUCCCCUGUAAUGCUGCAGGCCAUCUGAGGGAGUGAGAGAAGGAUCCGGCGCGUCUGACAAAAUCCACAAACAACAAAAAAAAAAUCUAAAAAGGGUGGAAAAGGGGGCCGGCGUCAAAGCAGCGUAUCAGCCCUCCCCUUUUGAUUUCUCUCUCUAUCUAGUUCAUGAUGAAAUAGAGAUGCUGUUUACUAUUAAAAAUGCAGAAUGCACUCCUUUUUUUUUUUUUUUUUUACUUCUGAAGUUUUUUCCAAGAUGUUAAUGGUUGCCAAACGCUGUUUUUCUUGCUUCUUCUUUUGCUGCGCCUCUGUUUGUUGUUGUCAGAGAGAUUUGUUUGUAGAUUGGCAGUAGUGUUGACUUGUUUGAAUCACUCUGUGCUCCCUGCGCCACAGCUUGUCUGUCUGAAGCAAUAGGAAUGGCAGU